AUGAACAACAGACGAAACGUCGCCGUCAACUCCAACAAUCGGCGCGGCCCAUCUAAACACACCCAUAUCUCUCUCUCUCUCUCUCUCUCUCUCACUUUUCCUUUCAUAUUUUGUCUAUGUUUACCACAAACUCAUACUCAUUGUUUUCCCCCAAGUCUUUCUGUUCUUUUUCAUAUCUCUCUAAUAUCUCAACUUUCAAUAUAUUUCACUCUCUUUCUCUCUCUUUCUUUUCUCUUUUUUGCUCUUUCACACACUCACUCUAGCCGUCUUUUCCCGCCUUCUCUCUCUCUCUCUAUUCAUUUGCAUGUCUCUAUAUCUCUACACUCUCAGUCUUUCACUGUUCCCUCUCUGUUCAAUUCUGACUCUUUCUUCUUUUCUCUCUAUCUCUCUUCCUCCUCCUGUUCAUAUUCUAUUUCCCUUCUCUCUAUUAACUUUAUAGAUAGUUCCUCUCUAUUUAUAUCAUAUUUUCCUACUCUUUAUUCCUCUUUUUCUCAUUUUUUUAACUCUCUGUACUAUAUAUUCUCUCUCCUUCCCCCUCCCUCCCUCUCUCUCUCUCUCUCUCUCUCUCUCUCUCUCUCUCUCUCUCUCUCUCUCUCUCUCGUUCCCUUUUCACUUCCACAUGUUUUCCAAUAUGUAUUUUAG
This is a messenger RNA of Acanthosepion pharaonis, 642 nucleotides long. The record is from the annotation of a GenBank genome assembly. NCBI's taxonomy places the organism in Eukaryota, Metazoa, Mollusca, Cephalopoda, Sepiida, Sepiidae.